AUGACAUGGAAAAAAAAAAGAAGAAGGGGAAGAAAUUCUUGGUUUGCAAAAAAAAGAAGUAGAAGAAUAUGUCGAAGUAUAAAUGUUAAAGUUGAACCUUCUGAAGAUGCACCAAGUCCAUAUACUGAUAUAUCUAUGAUUGAUGACGAAACCAGCCCGAACGACAAGGUUUCAGCUUUUCCAUCGGAUAUGAGAAAUGUUUCCUCUGGAAUAGCAACAUACGUGCCUCAACAGAAACCGGAAUGGAAAAGAUACAAGCAAUACACGAGAAACGAUAUAUUAAGUGCAAUCGAAGCCGUUAGAACAGGUAUGAGCGCUUUGCAAGCAGCUAGAAAAUACGGUGUCCCAUCUCGCACUCUCUACGACAAAGUCAAAAAACUCGGAAUAACUACAAGCAGGCCAUUUAAAAGAGGAACAAACGGUGGAAAUUCAAAUUCAUUUCCCUACAACAUGAGUUCGGGAUUGGGACACGUUUUCGGUGGUGUUUCCGAAAGCGAAGAACCCAUGCCGCCCCAUCCCGGAGGUACGUUACUCGAACCCAUGUUUUUACAACACGCGUUAGAAAGGAGCAAAGGUGAGUUUACGGAAAGGGAAGCACUCAUGGCAUUGGCAUCGGCUCACGCACAGGCAUCCGCGGGAUCGGGAUCCGGAUCGAGACAUUCUGGAAGCAAUAAUAAUUCAUCGCCGGAAAACAACGGAAGAUCUCCUAGCCCGAACAUGUUAUCGAUGAAAUACAUGAGACACGGAAGCAUGACACCAUCACCCAACAACGACGAUCGAAUGGACGAUGAGGAUCAAGUAGAAGAUUUAUCAAUCACGAGAAAAGAAAUACAUCCUCCUCCUCCCACGGGAAGCGUUAUUGUACCCCCGAUGAGGAAAUACUUGAAUAACUCAAUUGCCAUAUCUAGAUCAUUUGUUACGUAG
Pediculus humanus corporis (human body louse) is the source of this 924-nucleotide messenger RNA. RefSeq lists its product as uncharacterized. The coding region runs from base 1 to 924 and encodes 307 amino acids. The transcript has 4 exons. NCBI's taxonomy places the organism in Eukaryota, Metazoa, Arthropoda, Insecta, Psocodea, Pediculidae. The record is from RefSeq and is a predicted model, not a curated record. Gene Ontology annotation, molecular function: DNA binding.